UUCAUCUGAUUAGUCUGACAGCGGGUCACGUGGUUCCCGGCAGGUUUCCGCGUUGACGGAGCUUCGUUGCUGCUCACUCGGUGUUGAGUUUCUGAGGAGGAUGCGGUGUGGUCAUGGCUUUUUUUAAUACGCUGGAGCGAACCAAGGAAAGGUUUUCUCUCUUGCUGCUGGACUUGGAGGAAUACUACUUUGAGCAGCACACUGCUUACCACGUGUCAAGCGAUUCAAGAAAGGAGAAAAAAAUCAGAGGUUCCUUCAAGGUUUGCUCCAGAUCUAUCAUAUUUGAUCCUGAUGGUCUUGCAGAGCCGAUUAUAAAGAUUCCUCUGCGAGACUGUCAGAAGAUUGAGUUUGUGGAGAAAGAGAACAAUCCUUUUAAUGAUCCCAAGCCACCGGUCAUCACAGUUUCAUGUAAACAGGUUAUUUUCAUCAAAGAAAGCAAUGUCAUAGCUCCGCACAGAAAUGAAAGGGGAUCAAAGAACUUGACCUUUGAAUUAGACGUUUGGAGUAAAACAGAAGAUGUGGUUCAGACAUUACUGCAGCUCCACAGAGCUUCCUGUUUGGACAAACUAGGAGACCAGACUGCUAUGAUUGCAGCUAAUCUGCAGUCCCGACUGGCAAGGUCAUCAUUUGAUAAGAAUUGUUUUCAGGGUGUUGCAGAAAAGUCACACAUGGAGUGUCCUGUAGAGAUGGUGAUGCCUCUGGUGUCCAAUCCAGGUCAUGUCUGCAUCACAAAUGAAAACCUUUACUUCCAGCCUCUUAAUGGACAUCCGCUGCAUGUGAUUCAAAUCAAACUGAACGAAGUCAGGAGGAUCUACAAAAGACGCCGUGGUCUCAGACCUUUGGGGCUGGAGGUUUUCUGUAGUGAGAAUAACUUAUGCUCAGACAUCUACCUGACGUUUUACAACCCAGUCGAACGAGAUGAAAUCUACUACUACAUCGCUACAUUCCUGGAGAACCAUAUCAAGGAGCACACAGCAGAGAGUUACAUGUUGCAGUGGCAGCGUGGGCAUCUCAGCAACUACGAGUAUCUCCUCCAUUUGAACAACCUGGCAGACCGCAGCUUCAAUGACCUCUCUCAGUACCCUGUUUUCCCCUGGGUCCUAGCAGACUACACCAGCACACAGUUAGACUUAACAAAUGCAGCCACAUUUAGAGACCUAAGUAAACCCAUCGGGGCCCUGAAUCAAGAGCGGCUCGACAGACUGCUGGCUCGGUACAGAGGCAUGCCUGAGCCACGGUUCAUCUAUGGAAGUCAUUACUCCUCUCCAGGAUACGUCCUGUUUUACCUCGUCAGAGUCGCUCCAGAGCACAUGCUGUGUUUGCAGAAUGGCCGUUAUGACCAUGCAGACCGCAUGUUUAACAGUGUCAGUGAAACAUGGAAAAACUGCUUACAGGGAGCAACAGACUUUAAAGAGCUGAUUCCAGAAUUUUAUGGAAAUGACUCCAGCUUCCUGGAAAACAGUCUGAAUCUUGAUUUGGGCAGAAAGCAGAAUGGAACCUUAGUUGGUGAUGUUCUUCUUCCUCCGUGGGCGUCUGAUGCCAGUGAUUUUCUUAAAAAGCACAAGAUGGCGCUGGAGAGUCAGUAUGUAUCAGAGCACCUCCAUGAAUGGAUUGAUUUGGUGUUUGGCUUCAAACAGAGGGGCAGUGAAGCUGUGGAAGCUCAUAAUGUUUUUCACCCGUUGACCUAUGAAGGUGGGAUCGACUGUGACAGCAUUGAGGACACAGAUCAGAGAAUAGCCAUGCUGACGCAGAUCCUGGAGUUCGGCCAGACGCCCAAACAGCUCUUCAUAGGCCCUCACCCUCAUAGGAUCACACCCGGGGUUCAGAACGUCACACGGAGCUCCAGCAUUAACUCCGCUGUCGGUGAGCUGUCCCCAGUCUCUCUGUGUGAGGACUCGUCCUUUGAAGACCUGACUGAAGAAAGCAGGAAGUUGGCCUGGGCAAACAUGGGCAAUCUGAAACGGAUCUCCAGCCACAAAAUCCAUAAGGAAGCUGUGACGGGCAUUGCUGUGACUAGAGAUGGGGCUUCCAUCUUCUCUACAUCCCAAGACUCGACUCUUAAAAUGUUCUCUAAAGAGCUGAAGGAGUUCCAGAGGAGCAUCUCCUUCUCUAACAUGGCAUUAUCUUCAUGCUUGAUGCUGGCCGAUGGUAAAACUGUGGUGUGUUCUUCAUGGGACAACAAUGUCUAUUUCUACUCCAUCCCAUACGGCCGGCGGCAGGACACGCUGAUGGGUCACGAUGAUGCAGUCAGUGAGAUCUCUUGGUUCGAUGACAGACUCUAUACAGCAUCCUGGGAUUCCACUGUUAAGGUAUGGCAUUAUUCCUCUAACAACCAAUCCAGUCACAAAAGAUCCAAGUUUGAGUUACUGGCUGAGUUGGAACAUGAUGCAGGGGUAAACACGGUCAGUCUGAAUGCCACUGGAACUCUGCUGGUUUCUGGCUGUAAAGACGGGACAGUAACCGUCUGGGACACCAGCAGCUAUCUGACUCUUCAGCAGGUCCACUGCCAUGAUGGAACCAUUCACCAAUCAGCCUUCAGUCCUGACAGCAGGCAUGUUCUCAGUGUUGGUGACGACUCCUGUAUGAAGGUUAUAGACGUUCAGACUGGAAUGGUGAUCUCAUCUGUUAAGGCUGAGGAGGAGCAGAGAUGUUUCUGCUGGGAUGGAAGCUCUGUGGUGUCUGGAGGACAGUCUGGUAACCUUCUUCUUUGGGACCUGCUCAGCAAUACAGUCAUCAACAGAAUCCCUGCACACACAGGUGCUGUCACAGCCAUGUGGAUGAACGAGCUGUGCAGCAUUGUGAUCACAGGGGGAGUGGACAAACAGAUCAUGUUCUGGAGGCUGCAGAGUUAAAGAUCUCUCUGCAGCAACAGAGACCAAAACGUCCAGUGCAAUACACAGGCCAUGUUUCCUCCUGAUCAUGUGACCCAACUUCCUGACAAGGAACAGAGACUCGUGACACAGCUGGGAAGAUCUGAGAACGUACCCUUACAUUAUGUUAGAAAGUUGGGUGGAGGAUAAAAUCCCGUCGUCUCUCUCACCGUACCGUUAGUCGUCAUCGUCAUAUAAAUCUAGAGACAAACAUGUCUCAAUGCAGUGUUUGGUAGCAGGAAGCUAAAACAAUGUAAUCGCCUUAUUUUCAAUUCUUUUAGCCUGUCCUUUAUGCAUACGUAUGUGACUUUUAUUUUUUGCUUUGUACUGUUAUUCAGAGGAACAGCUGUAAACUCAAAGGAGAGGGGUUUGUAUAUCUAACAAGAUGGAUGUUAAUAUUUUUAUCAACAAUAAUGUUUCUGAAUCCA
Messenger RNA from Girardinichthys multiradiatus, 3298 nucleotides. It is a transcript of the gene nsmaf, whose product is annotated as neutral sphingomyelinase (N-SMase) activation associated factor. NCBI's taxonomy places the organism in Eukaryota, Metazoa, Chordata, Actinopteri, Cyprinodontiformes, Goodeidae. The record is from RefSeq and is a predicted model, not a curated record. The transcript is spliced from 31 exons. Gene Ontology annotation, molecular function: protein binding. The coding region runs from base 114 to 2852 and encodes 912 amino acids.